GUUAUUUAGCUUUAACUCUAGUAACUUGGCAUAGUUUUUACAAAGAAUAAUAGUUUUCGCAAACAGUAUCCGAACGUAGGUAAUUGCGCUUUAAGUUGACCAAUUCAUUUUUUAAAUAGGUGCAUUACCGAUAAACAUUUUACUAGCAAGUUUAGUAACAGAAAGAUUGGUGAAAAGAAGAAGUGAAUAAAAUAAAACUUUUAGAUUAUAACGGUUAAUAAAAAACUACAAAUAUUUAAAUCAGCAUGUAUCGUCAAUUACUACAUUCGGCUAGAACAGCCAGAAAUUCUAUGCAAAAAUUUGCCGAAGUUCGACGGUAUAGAGCGACUGUAGCUGCAGCAGAAAAUGUUGAAAGUCAAAGGAUACAAAACUUGGAACAAAAAGUUAGACAAGAGGCAGCCUCUAAGCCAGAUAAUUGGGAUAAUGCUAAACCCUUCAGCGAAAUUCCUGGACCUAAACCGUUACCACUCCUGGGAAAUAUGUGGAGAUUUAUACCAAUCAUUGGUGACUUUAAUGGAACAGACCCAAUUGCAUUUAUGACUGGAUUCCAAAAGUAUGGCGAUAUAGCAGCAGUGCGCGGAUUUGUAAAAGGAGACACUGUAUUUUUGUAUAAACCAGAAGAUAUAGAAGCGGUUUUUCGAAAUGAGGGGACGUGGCCAGAACGUAUAUCUUUCAAAAGUAUUGAAUACUAUCAAGCAAACGUUAGAAAGGAUAUUUAUGAUGAUCUAUAUUCCCUUGUUGCUUCAAACGGAAAGGAUUGGCAUAAAAUGAGAUCGAUAGCAAAUCCAAUUUUGAAUCAAAUUCGAUCAGUAGAAAUGUACAUCCCAGAAAUUGAUUGCGUUUCCCAAGAUUUUAUUAAACGAAUAAGAUUCCUUUUGGAUAAUAAAGAAGAAGGCAUGAUGCCAGAAAGUUUUUUGAACGAACUAAACAAAUGGUCAUUGGAAUCUGUCAGUUUCCUGGGUUUGGACAAGAGAUUGGGUUGUUUGGACAGUAAUCUAGAUCCUGACUCAGAAGCUCAAAAAAUAAUCGAUUCUGUGCAUAAAAUGUUUGAGUACAUGUAUAAACUUGAGUUCGAACCUUCUCUAUUACAAUACAUUAAUACAAAAAAUCGAGAUGAAUUUGUAAAGCAUUUUGACGUAAUUAUAAACGCAUUUAGUAAACAUAUUCAGGAGGCCAAAAUAAGAUACGAAAAUAGUUCAUCGGAAAGUAAUAAGAGCAUGUUGCAAAGAUUUCUAAGUGUUAAUGAAAAAGUAGCAAAUGUACUGGCUUUAGAUUUGCUUGCUGCAGGCGUUGACACGACUGGUAAAAGUGGUGGUGCGAUUUUAUACUUUUUAGCAUCUCACAAACGAGCACAAAAUGAAUUGAGAAAAGAGCUUGUUACAUUGUUACCUAACAAAGAUUCACCCUUUACCAAAGAAACUUUAGCGAAUGCUAAAUAUUUAAAAGCAUCUAUUAAGGAAGGACUAAGGAUGGGAGGAAUUGCGGUUGCUAACGUCAGGACUGCCACAAAAGAUAUGGUGGUUGGUGGUUACCAAAUUCCCAAAGGGACACUGAUACAAAUGUGCGCUUACCAAAAUUUGUUUUCGGAACAACAAUUUCCGCACCCUAGAGAAUUUAUACCUGAAAGGUGGUUACGAACAAACACCAGUGAAACAUCUCACAAAAACACACAUCCAUUUGUUUACCUUCCAUUCGGUUUCGGUGCAAGAUCGUGCAUAGGUCAAAGGCUUGCUACUAUGGAAUUGGAACUCCUCAUAGCAAGGAUAAUCAGAAAUUUUGAGUUAGAGUGGCUACAUCCACCAGCCAAAUUUACUGCGAAAUUGUUCUAUGAAAUCGUUGAUCCUUUACGAUUCAAAGUAAAAGAAACUCCUGAAUGAUUUAUCAUAUUUUUUUAUUGACUUGUUUUUAAAGUUGUUCUCUUGGAAAUUUAUCAUAUUCACUCUAUAACAAUUCCUUAUAUUAUACAUAACUAAUAAAAUAAAUAAGAAUAAAUUAUUACCUGACGAA
Molecule: messenger RNA, 2007 nt
Organism: Agrilus planipennis (emerald ash borer)
Lineage: Eukaryota; Metazoa; Arthropoda; Insecta; Coleoptera; Buprestidae
Product: probable cytochrome P450 12a5, mitochondrial
Exons: 10
Coding region: 246-1877 (543 amino acids)
Molecular function (GO): oxidoreductase activity, acting on paired donors, with incorporation or reduction of molecular oxygen; monooxygenase activity; heme binding
Source: RefSeq, a predicted model, not a curated record